AGUUUUCUGCACAAGAAGAAAAAGUAGCUAAAACAACGCAUUGUGCUUCCUCUUUGCAGUUGACGUGUCGCGAGCGCAGGUGUCCGCGGUAACGCGCGUUGCACAUCUUGGCGCCCGUGAGAGCGCGCACGCCGCCGCCUCGACGCCCACACUGUCAGUUUUAAAUUGCAGCAGCGAGCUACAGAGCCUCACGACUUACAGUAACUUUCGGAAACUUCUUUUUACUCCUUUAAAUGGCUUUCUGAGCUAACUUUACUUCAGGUGUACAUUUUAAGUUUAUAUGCAGCUUGUCGGGAGAAUAGAAUCAACCCCGAACGAAACAUGCAAGCCGCUUUUGAAGACUUUCGCAGACUUAUCGAAGAUUCAGAGUACUUUGUGGCAGAGAUCUUACAAGAUGAAAACUUGAGCAAGAAAGCACACGAGACCCGUGAGAUUCUUCUGCGUAAUUUUGUAGUUGUGCGGAACAGGCACCCAAAUGAGUUUCAAGUCAAAGCAGACUCUGGCAGCCAGUACUCUGGGUCAAAACAUGAAGACAGCUCAGAUGACAAUCACAGUUUAAGUCUUGCUCCUUCACUGCCAUCUGACAAUGUUUCUGUAGCAUCUGACUAUCAAGACGAUGGCUCCCCUGAAGAUUUUGAAGAAAUUGACCUUGUGGGAGCACAGGAACUUGCAAACAUCUUAAAACAAGGAUACUUGGAGAAAAAACGAAGAGAUCAUAGCUUCUUUGGCUCUGAAUGGCAGAAAAGAUGGUGUGUGUUAAACAAUAAUAUUUUCUAUUAUUAUGGCAGUGAUAAAGAAAAACAGCAAAAAGGUGCAUUUUAUAUCAAUGGAUAUCAAGUAGAACUGGUGGGGAGCCUGCGGAAAGAUGCUAAGAAGAAUGCUUGUUUUGAGCUUAAAGCACCAGGACAGCGGACUUAUCAGUUUACUGCAAACACUGCCAAAGAGGCAAAGGAAUGGGUUGAUCAAAUAAACUUUGUUCUGAAAGACAUAAGCUCCACCCAAAUACCAUAUGAUGAUGGGGAGGAAGAUAUGGAAGAAAGCCAGAUUUCACAGGGAAAUGAAGAUCAAGAAGAAGAGACAUAUGAUGAUAUUGAUGCUGCAAUCUCCCCAAACACAGCACACAAUUCUUUCUCGUCUCAGAGUGUUGAUGGGCCAUUUGAGGAUGAAGAAGACAAUGACAUUUAUGAGGAACUUCCAGAUGAGGAAUUCCCACUAGCUACCAGUGGAGAAGGGUGUGGAAACAAAUUGCCAUCAGGAGAAAGCUCUGUGGACUAUGCAAAUUACUACCAAGGCAUGUGGGACUGCACAGGAGACCAGUCAGAUGAGUUAUCAUUCAAGAGAGGGGAUCUCAUUUAUAUUCUGAGUAAGGAGUACAAUAUUUAUGGAUGGUGGGUAGGUGAACUGAACGGCAACAUUGGCAUUGUCCCCAAAGAUUUCUUGACCACCGCAUACAUCCUUUGAGUUUGAAGAAGAAUUGGUAUGAGAAGAAGGACCAUGAAGUUGAGAAGCAGAAGAAAGGGAUGACGGCCAUUUCUGUUAUAUUCUGUGUUCUGGAUGUGUUCCCCGACUGCUACUGUAUGCUGUGAAUCUGCCUGAUCUACAGAUCUGGUCUGCCAGGAUAGAUUAAUAAACGUGACAGCUCAGGUUUGAUUCUAGCAAAUCAGCAUUUAGCCCCUUACUGAAAGUACUGAGUAAAUGUUGGAACUUUUUAAUUUUAUGAGUUAAAUUCCACUCUUUUGAAUGACGUCGUUUUCAUGUGUGUCAUAUUUAAAUAGCUCACUUCUUGUCGCUCAGUUGGGUGACUUAUCUUUCACUCCAGGUUGUUAGUGCAGGCCUGUCCGUCUUCAGAAUAUUGGCUCACAAUGGCAGGCCACUACUAUAUUUACACUUUUUCAUCGCACCCUUUAAAAUUGAGUCCCAAGUGUGUAACUUAACUAUCAAUGCUCCACCAGUCCCUGUUCACUACACCGAGAAUAAAUACAGAGUAUUAUACAUAUAUUCAGAGAAAACCAAAAUAACUAUGACGUAAAGUUCAGUUUAGGCUAACUGAUGUUCUGUUUAGGUGUGAACUGUCAUCCAGGUAUCGUCGGCUUAGCUAAUAAUAAAAAUAUGCUAACAAACCUGCAAUCCCAGUGUUUUUUAACCUCACUUCCUGUAAUCCAGUCGAGCCUGUUUGAAGAUGAAAGAUUUAAAGUUAAAACACUGUGCAGGGCAAAAUAAUGUCCCUUAAAACAUGUCUCUUACAUGGUGAGAAAUUACAAAGGAAACAGAAAAAUUGCCCGCCAUGCAGUGAUGGGCACUCCCCUGGCACAGCACUUUGUUAGGUGCUGUUAGUCCUCUUGUACUCCAUCCAUGUGCCACAUGUUGAAAAGGCUCACUGCCACAUCUUUUAUCAUCAGGCAUGCAGCAGAGAACAUUAACUGAUUGCCUUAUUAAAACAGUAAUGCUGUUAAUACCAAACACAUCACAACACGCCUGCCAUUUCUGAAUGAUUCAUUUCAUAAUGCAUUUUCAGUAUCAAAAUUUCCUUUAAGAGGAAUACUGGACGACUUUAAUCAACAAUGCAAAAUAUAUUUUUUAUAUACGUGUGUGUGUGUAUGUAUGUAUAUAUAUAUAUAUAUAUAUAUUAUAUAUAUCUCCACAAAGCUGGCAUCAAAGCUAUUGCAUAACAUAAAAUGAACACAAAAUGCGACUCCUCUUUCCAUUAUCCAUGCUCAGGCGCCCUCUGCAGGACAGACCUGGAACACUUCAAUUCCUUUAAAUGCAAACUAUUUCAAGUAAAAAAAAAAAAAAAAAAAGGGAGUACAGUGAACAAAAAAUGUAGUCUUGGAGUCAAAAAUUAAGGCAAAGGCAAAGACAGGCCAUUCGGCCCUAAACACUCCACUCCACUAAUAAGCAGCCCCCAGCUGCCUGUAUUGCUUGACUUUAUAACUUAAUGAAGAGAAGCCAACAUCGUUAGAGCAACAUGCCUCAAAGCUACAGGCUCUGCUAUGGAUGAUGUGGUCAAUCUACCUGAGAAACUCCCAAGGAACAACUCGAUACACACAUAACUUUACCUUGGAGUUGCAGGUGUGUUUGGCAUCUCCCUAAUAUCACACUUUUCACAAUACCACAUCUAUACCUAAAUACACACACACACAUCUCUCACUUGCUCAUGUGUAGUAAUGGUGUCCCAGGCAGGAUGGCUAGCAUUUCCUUUCCCAGACGAGACUAUAAAAUGGAUGGACAGGCAGAGAGAGAGCCUUCCAGGGCUGUGUGUUUCCCUGAUGUAGUAGGUCAGCACAUUCCCAUGCCAGUGCACCCAUACACUUACCCACAGGGCAUACUGGGAACUGUAGUUGCUGGGUCCCAUGGAGCCCCCGGGGCAUGUGGCAGGGAAUGGCUCUCCCAACUUUGGGGGGCCUCUGCCUGAUGCAGAAGUGCUUUCCUCAUGUGUUGCUGUGGCAGCAGAAGUACUCCAGUGUAAAAUGGGCCACCUUAUUUCACGUGAGGAGUCAGGAGAAGCUGGCACGAAAAUGAAAGGUACAAACUUCAAACAACAGGUUAUUUGAGCCCAAAACUGGCGUUUGUGUUGUUGUGCUCAGUGUUUGGGGUCCCAAGACACCUCCUCGUGGCCACAAUAUUUAUCACUAUUUCUUUAUCUUUAUAUCCUGUACACACACACGCAUUCAUAUUUUGGAGUCACACAAAUGUUCAUAUUUUUGAUGGAAAUGUAUUUAAUUUUUCAAUAAUAAUAACAACCCAUUUUAUUUAUAUAGUACCUUUCCCUAAUCAGGGACGUUAUUAGAUAUUACUAAUGGUUCUCCUGGAAAUGACUGAUUUUUAAGUUUAUAUUCUUGUGUGUUUCAGCAGCCAUUCCCUUCAGUGUCCUAAUGGUCAGCUCUUUUAGUUAAUCAUGGAUUAGUUCAUUUAAGUGCUAAUUGGUUAUUAGAGAAACCUUUGAGAUUACAUGAGCAGAGAUCAAACUGGUUAUACUGCCAAGUAAUUCGUGGGUUGCAAGGUCCUGGCAUCCCUAAAGUUCAAGUCUGGCUUCACAAAAUGCCAAAUCAAAACAGCUUUCCCAAGAAACACACAAGUCUAUCAUUGUUUUGUGAAAUGAAGGUUAUUCCAUUGGCCAGAUUGCAGUCGAAACUGAAGAUUUCACACAAUGGUGUCUAUGAGCAUGAGAAAAUGGAUCUGAUGAGGGAAACAAAAGGUGGGCCCAGAUGGACCCCUACAUAGGAUCAGGACAUGAGAGAUCAGAGCAUGAAGUCCAAGAAACAAAUAGCUUACAGGUCCUCAGUUGGCUUUGCCCUUAAAUAAACACCAAAACCUGGCAUCAUCUGCACUAAAGACAGGGUUAAAAUGGGCAAAGUACACAGGCACUGAACGCCAUUAGAUUUCCAGGUGAUUCCACCCCAUUUAACGUUUCCUUUUUAUGUGCCGGUUUCAGAUGUGGCUUUUUCUCAGAGUUGUCUUUUCACUGCUGCAGAGGACGCUGAUUAUUUGGCACAACUUGCAACAACACAAAUAAAUUGCAUUACAGCACACUUGAGUAAAUGUCAAAAGACAUCAACAACUCUACACUUUCAAAUCAGGAAGCUUAAACAGACCACCUGCUUUCCCUCCCAUUAAGCCCAACGGUUUAACAGACGGCCACUGGGGGGCAGACGUGCUCUUUCGAGACUCUCAGUCUGGCUGACAAAGGCCAAAACUCUCCUGCUGUAUAAAGCCGAGCAGCCUUUGCCGUCUAAAGGACUGAAUGAGGGAGAGGACCAUACAAACUUCAUAAAGUUUACAAAUCAGUUUUAAAUCCAUACAAGCCUCCCGAAUUUCUAAUCAUCUAGGAGCAGUCGUCAUUCUGUGCACGACAGGAAAUGUAAAAGAAGCAUAUGCCGUCGCCUCUCUUGUUUCAAUUACCUGUAAAUGGUGUCUUUUGUCACCACAUUCCCUGCGACUGACUGGUUCCCCACCAAAGGCCAUUUUCCCCACAUUGCCUGGCUUUCCUUCGCCUCCAACAGAUGAAAAACUAAAAACGGCUGAAAGUUAACAGCAUUCAGUUCUUUUCACGGCCAGAAGUCUCCACAUAAAAGAAAGAGCCGACUCUUAGGAAAUGUGGAAAACAAUGAAGAUCAUUUUAGCGAAGUACAGUAACUGUAAUUCAGCAUAACAUUAAAAAUGAACUCACCCAGUGGUGAUAAACUUGAAAUAUGAACCAAAAAAAAAAAA
Molecule: messenger RNA, 5208 nt
Organism: Polypterus senegalus (gray bichir)
Lineage: Eukaryota; Metazoa; Chordata; Cladistia; Polypteriformes; Polypteridae
Gene: skap1
Product: src kinase associated phosphoprotein 1
Exons: 13
Coding region: 322-1461 (379 amino acids)
Cellular component (GO): plasma membrane; cytoplasm
Molecular function (GO): protein binding
Source: RefSeq, a predicted model, not a curated record